Molecule: messenger RNA, 1537 nt
Organism: Ficedula albicollis (Collared flycatcher)
Lineage: Eukaryota; Metazoa; Chordata; Aves; Passeriformes; Muscicapidae
Gene: TSPAN15
Product: tetraspanin 15
Exons: 8
Cellular component (GO): membrane
Source: RefSeq, a predicted model, not a curated record
GGGCAGGCGCGGUACUGCCGGCGGCUCUCGUACCUGUGCCUGAAGCUCUCGCUCAUCACCUACUCCACCACGUUCUGGGUGAUCGGAGCCCUGGUCCUCGCCGUUGGGAUUUAUGCAGAAAUUGAAAGGCAGGAGUACAAAACUCUAGAAAGUGCCUUUCUAGCCCCAGCAAUUAUUUUGAUAGUUCUGGGCAUUGUGAUGUUCCUGGUAUCCUUUGUGGGUGUACUGGCUUCUCUGAGGGACAAUUUGUGUCUUCUGCAAGCAUUCAUGUACAUCCUUGGCAUCUGCUUGCUGAUUGAGCUGACAGGUGGAGUGGUGGCCCUGAUCUUCAGGAACCAGACAAUCAAAUUUUUGAAUGACAACAUUAGAAGAGGGAUUGAGAAUUACUAUGAUGAUUUAGACUUCAAGAACAUCAUGGAUUCUGUUCAAAAGCAGUUUAAAUGCUGUGGUGGGGAGGAUUAUAGAGACUGGUCCCAAAAUGUGUACCACAGCUGUGCAGCUCCAGGACCACUGGCUUGUGGGGUGCCCUACACUUGCUGCAUCAGAAAUAAGACAGACAUUAUCAACACCAUGUGUGGAUACAAAACCAUUGACCAAGAGCGCCUGAGCGUUCAGCACGUUAUCUACGUCCGGGGCUGCACCAACGCCGUGCUCAUUUGGUUUUUGGACAACUACACCAUCAUGGCUGCCGUGCUGCUGGGCAUACUGGUGCCCCAGUUCCUGGGAGUGCUGCUGUCCUUGCUGUACAUCACCAGGGUGGAGGACAUCAUCACAGAGCACAAGCUGAGCGAGAGCCUGUGGGAGGACGUGCGCCCCAGAGCCGCCCCCGAGCGCUCCGGAGCCGACUGCUGCAUGUGCUACCCUGGCUGAGCUGGGGGGCCCCAAGUGCAGCUGGGACCAGGCAAAACCAGCAGCUUUUGCUCCCUGCUGGCUGCUCCAGACUGUGGGGUCUGGCGGGUGAGACCCAGGGCAGGGCAGAGGGGCUGCCCAGAGGGGUCUGUGGAUCGCUGCAUCUCCUUCAGAGUGAUUGCUGAGCCGUGGCACAGCCAGGAAAAAAAAAUUAAAAAAAAAAAACUGGAGAAGAUUUGGACGUCGAUUUCUAGGAUUUCUUUGCAUCUUGGGUCUCAUGUCUAUGUCUCUUUUCCAGCUUUAUUUUCUCCCUCCUUCCUGAGGGAUUUCUUGCGGAUCGACGUGGUGGAGAUUAAGCAUAUUAAUAUUAAACAUGUUUAAUAUUGGUUUGAUCAUGGGGUUUUGUGCUAAUCAUGAUGAAUUUCCUGACAAUAAUGGAUGUGAUGCCAAUGCUUUCAUUGCUCAGUCUUCUGUGCCUUUUAAUGAUGGGGCAAAUGCCAGUGUCAAAUCAGGUAAUGCUUGAUCGAUUUUUUUAAUGCAGUUUAUUACUGUCUGGCUUUUUGUACAGGAUGUUUUGAGUCUUGGAUGUACUGUAUUUUCCCCCUUUAGUAAAUUAACUAGGAGAUUGAUGUCUUUAUAUUUUUUUGGAGUUCUCUAUGUCGAGAUCUUUCUAAAAUUUACUGUCGAA